CCUCCCCUCGGCUUUUCAGGCAGGAGCGCUGCGUAGCGACCAGGAGCUCAAGCGGAGAAGCUCCGACUAAUUACACAGCGCGAUCAGACAGCGGGCGACUAUCGGGGCAGGAUUUUUUCUACACCUACGACCAGGUCCGGGAUUCUGCUUUACGCAUAAGAAACAUUUCUCCAGCCUUUUUUUUCUUCCCUGUGAUUUGUAUCAUAUUUUCACGCUCAGACGUCGGUACACAAAAGAGCAUUGGAGAUGAUGGUGAUGAUGGUGAUGAUGAUGAUGAUGGAGAUGGAAAAACGGCGUCUCGUCAUCACUAGAAGCCGGACAACGACAAGACUUUACACCUGGAUGAACUGAAGAGGGAUUUUGAAGGUGCUCACGGGUUGAUACUUUGUAACAGACUGUUUUUGCGGUUUGAAUGAUCGUGUCCAGAUGCUGUCAUUGUGCUGUGGUCCUCUGCUGUGCUCCUCAAAGAAGGAUGCAUGGGAGUAUGCCAGCUUUCCUGUUGUUUUCCUCCGCUGUGUUAUGUGCUGAUGAACGGUUUGGAUUAGAAGCAACCAGAUUCAAAAAAGACAAACCCCUGGGAAAUCCUGACCAGUCUGUCUGUGUCUUAUCCCAGUAACUCCUGAAUUAAGUUUUCUGGACGCCGAGUUGCAGCGAAGUCACUGCAUCGACCUUGCGUUACUUGAAUUAAUUUCAACCUACUUUUAAACUUUUCAAUGAUGGUAGAGCCUGUGGGAUUUACUGAGGCCUGGAAGGCACAGUUUCCUGAGUCCGAGCCUCCAAAAAUGGAGCUGCGGUCCGUGAUGGGAAUCGAGCAGGAACUAGAGAAAUGCAAGGUGUCUAUUAGAAGGCUGGAGCUGGAGGUGAACAAAGAACGUUUCCGCAUGAUCUAUCUGCAGACGCUGCUGGCGAAAGAGAGGAAAAGUUAUGACCGGCAGCGUUGGGGCUUCAGGAAGACACAGAUGGCGGAGGGUGAUGCUCACGCGGGUGGAGCUGACCCCCAGUAUUCACAGAUACAGGAGUCCAGUCAGGGAGAUCGCACCAGAUUCCAGCCUAUAGGAGAAGCCAGGCCUAAACCCCGGCCUCCGCCGGCUAGGAAAUCCGCCUCACAUGGAGAUGGAUUGGAACUUCAGUCCACUUUCGAGCCCCACCAGCUAGGGCAGGGCAGUGAGACAGACGGGCUUUCACCAUCUAAACAGAGAGGAGGAGUCUCGCCUCGCAGGCCGCAUCCUCCUCCUGACAAGGAGCUCCCAUCCGACCCAUGUCCUAAAGACAAACCAGGCAUGGGACUCGGGGUAGCUGCUUUGCGUUCCAACUUUGAGCGGAUCAAACGAGCCAACUCGCACUCGGCUGGAGAUGGACGAGGAGGCCAGGACAAGCAACCUUUCUACACCAACAUGGAAUUCCAUCAUGAUAAGGGCCUGGUGCGAGUGAACGAUCGGGACGUCUCAGACAAGAUCAUUUCCCUUGGAACACAAGCUGUGCAAAUGGAGCGUAAGAGGUCACUCCAUUCCCUGCCAGGCAACCUGGCCACGGUCACUAGUGACCUGCGACCCAGACCUGUCUGUAGGGGCCGAUCCAGCGAGAGCACCUGCGGCUAUGAUGCUGAAUGUGAAGAUGGAGAACCCAACCCUCGGUACAACAGAGAUGGUGCUGCUCGACCCAAUGGAAACAAACCACCACCUCCUCCAUGGCAUCCGUCAGAUUUCCAGCCGUACAGCGGAGUUUAUGUGACCAGUGAAAGCGGUGAUGGUCGGGUCACGAUGCGAGAGCACGCCAGCAAUGAUGACCAUCACCUUACCUGGCCGAGGAGAUCCUACUCACCUGGAAGCUUGGAAGAUGUUGGCGGAGGAGGGGGUGGCUACACACCUGACUGCAGCUCCAAUGAGAACUUGACCUCCAGCGAGGACGACUUCUCAUCAGGACAGUCGAGUCAUGUGUCACCCAGCCCAACUGCCGCUUUCCGCAGACCCUUCAGGGAGAAAAGCCGCUCACCCUCUCAGAACUCUCAGCACUCAUUGGACAGCAGCAGCCCUCCGACGCCACAGUCGCAGAAGAGACACAGGCAGCCACAUGUGGUCGUUUCAGAGGCCACUAUUGUCGGGGUUCGCAAAACAGGACAGAUCUGGCCCCAUGAUGGAGACUCCACCCCCAUCAGGACAUCCCAUGACAACAGUUACCAUGGAGACCUGGAUGGCCCGUUUACAGGAACCCCUCCCACAUACGGUUACGAUGCAGACCGGGCCGAGGAGCAGAGGCGUCACCACGAUAUCCUGCCCUACAUCGAUGACUCUCCAUCGUCCUCCCCAUACCUCAGCUCGAAGAGCCGCAGCAGCAGAGACACACUGUCCUCUGGCUCACUCGAGUCCUCCAAAUCUGCCGAUCUGGACCUAGAGAAAGGCUUGGAGAUGCGCAAGUGGGUUUUAUCUGCAAUUCUGGCCAGUGAGGAGGUCUACCUCAGCCACCUGGAGGCGCUGCUGCUGCCCAUGAAACCACUGAAAGCCGCAGCCACCACAUCCCAGCCGGUCCUGACCAUCCAGCAGAUCGAGACCAUCUUCUUUAAAGUGCCUGAGCUCUAUGAGAUCCACAAAGAGUUCUACGACAACCUCCUUCCACGAGUGCAACAGUGGAGCCACCAUCAGCGUGUAGGAGACCUCUUCCAAAAACAAGCCAGUCAGCUAGGAGUGUACCGAGCGUUUGUGGACAACUAUGAAUUAGCCGUGGAGACGGCAGAAAAGUGCUGCCAGGCCAAUGCACAGUUCGCUGAGAUCUCCGAGAACCUAAAAGUCCGAAGUACCAAAGAGUGCAAGGACCAGAUAGCCAAGUACUCACUGGAAACUCUACUUUAUAAACCGGUGGAUAGAGUAACCAGAAGCACACUCGUUUUACAUGAUCUGCUGAAGCACACACCCUCCAGUCACCCAGACCACACCCUCCUUCAAGACGCCCUGCGGAUCUCGCAGAACUUCCUGUCCAGCAUCAACGAGGAGAGCACACCACGUCGCCAGUCCAUGACUGUGAAAAAGGGCGAGAAUCGGCAGCUGCUGAAGGACAGCUUCAUGGUGGAGUUGGUGGAAGGAGCGAGGAAGCUGCGGCACGUUUUUCUCUUCACCGACCUGCUGCUCUGCGCCAAACUCAAGAAGCAGAUCGGCGGGAAGAGUCAACAGUAUGACUGCAAAUGGUACAUUCCACUCUCAGAUCUGACUUUCCAGGCCGCAGAGGAGACAGAGCCCGUUCCCAUCCCACAGGUCGCCGAUGAAGAACUAGACGGCAUUAAGAUCAAGAUUUCUUCCCUCAGGAGUGAAAUUCAGAGAGAGAAGAGAGCUAACAAAGCGUCAAAGGUCAUUGAGAGGCUGAAAAAGAAGCUGUCAGAACAGGAGUCCUUGCUGCUUCUGACGUCUCCCAACAUGCCUCUGCGAGUGCACAAUAGAAACGGCAAGAGCUACAUGUUCCUGAUCUCCUCUGAUUACGAGCGUGCCGAAUGGAAGGACACGAUUCGGGAGCAGCAAAAGAAAUCAGGCUUUAAGAGUGUUUCCCUGACCUCCAUGGAGCUUCAGAUGCUCACCAACUCUUGUGUGAAACUCCAAACCGUCCACCACAUCCCUCUGACCGUCAACAAGGAAGAAGAUGAAGCACCUGGACUUUAUGGCUUUCUGAAUGUAAUCAUCCAUUCUGCCUCUGGACUAAAGCAGAGCUUAAAUCUGUACUGCACGAUGGAGGUGGACUCGUUCGGCUUAUUUGUGAACAAAGCCAAGACACGUGUGUACAGAUACACUACUGAGCCCAAAUGGAACGAGGAGUUUGAGAUUGAGCUGGAAGGCUCUCAGACGCUGAGGCUGCUUUGCUACGACAAGAGUUACAAUAAAACCAAGAUGAGCAAAGAGGACGGAGACAGCACAGACCGCAUUAUCGGCAAAGGACAAAUUGUGCUGGACCCUCAGAUGCUUCAGGGCAAAGACUGGCAGAGGACUGUCAUUCCUAUGAACGGGAUUGAGGUGAAGCUGUCUAUCAAGUUCACAAGCCGAGAGUUCAGCCUGAAGCGAACGUCCUCGUGUAAACAAGCAGGAGUGUUUGGAGUGAAGAUCUCCACUGUGACCAAACGAGAGCGUUCGAAGGUUCCCUACAUUGUCAGACAAUGUCUAGAGGAGAUCGAGAGGAGAGGAAUGGAAGAGGUCGGCAUCUAUCGCGUCUCGGGAGUCGCCACGGACAUCCAGGCUCUCAAAACCGCCUUCGACACCAAUAACAAGGAUGUGUCAGUGAUGAUGAGUGAGAUGGACGUCAACGCCAUCGCUGGAACUUUGAAGCUUUAUUUCCGGGAACUCCCAGAGCCGCUCUUUACCGAUGAGCUAUAUCCCAACUUCGCCGGAGGCAUCGCUCUCUCAGACAGCGUGGCUAAAGAGAGUUGCAUGCUCAACCUGCUGCUGUCUCUCCCCGAACCCAACCUGGUCACCUUCCUCUUUCUACUGGAUCACCUAAAAAGGAUUGCUGAGAAGGAGAGCGUGAAUAAGAUGUCUCUGCACAACCUGGCCACAGUGUUUGGUCCGACUCUGCUUCGACCAGCAGAAAAAGACAGCAAGAUUCCCACUAACCCCACGCAGCCCAUCACCAUGGGAGACAGCUGGUCGCUCGAGGUCAUGUCACAGGUUCAAGUCCUGCUCUACUUCCUUCAGCUGGAGACGAUUCCCACACCGGACAGCAAGAGACAGAGCAUCCUCUUUUCCACGGAGGUCUAGAGAAACUCACAAUGAAGACAAAAUCCAGUGGACAGACAGAAGAGCCCCCUGCUGGACAAUAGCAGGAAUGACCGCACUCUGGAAUAACACGAGGUCUACACAAAGCCACUGAAGGGCCCCGACUCUUCACGUGAAUCAUAAUACUUAUUCUUUCCUGAGCAUCCUGACACGGUUUAGUGAUUUCUUUAGUACAUUAGUACGCUCCGCUCCUUUUGCUGUCCUGUCAGGAACAGUGUUGAUUGUGGGCCAGCGUUGUGUUCUUGUAUCCUUGCACAUGUUUCUAUCCUUAUCUUCUGUCUCCUUCUCCUCCUCCAUUCCUUUUUCUCUGAGUACUAGAGCCUGAACCGUGUUUCUGUCGCUGCAAUCAAAUACUGCUCAUCAUUCCUGACUCUGUGCUCGUAUCCAGUGUUCAAGUGUCGCUGCUAGUUAAGCUUAAAGACGCUUGCUUAAACCUAGGGCUUUUUUUUUUGUCAUUGUGUUUAAGUUUAGAUUAAUAAAAAGUUAUUAGAUACAUUAACGGUCGAACCAAAAAUCGAACCGUUGUCACGUCAAGGCACCGGCGAAAGCAAUACGGAGAUGAUAGACGCGAGAGAUCCUAUUGUGCUCUUGCGCCGAGAGAAAGUCAGUCACUGGGAAAACGUUAACGUAACACUGAAAACAUCGGGCGAUUUUAUUGUAUUUUAGUACAACUUAUGUUUCUUCGGUCUCUCCUGCCUCUUGUGAGCAAUAGUUGAAACAGAUUUCAAAGUGUUACAUUCUGUAGACAGUUCAAUAUGCAUUUUAAUAUUAUUAUAAUUAUUUUAUUUUGUAAUUGUAUUUAGGGAAUCUUGUGGAAAUAUGUACGUACAUAUAAUUUAAAAAUGAUUUCUUUUUUUUUUUUUUUCUGCGAUUCCUUUAGUAAUGAUUAUUUAUAUUUUUUGGGACAAGCCACCUUGUCUUUUCCCUAAAAGAAAAUUCUCGUCAGGAAUGAUCUAAAAGCGUCUAAGACUAAUAUUUAAAACCGGAACUAGCAGGUUCACAUUCCAUGUAAUGCUACAGAUCACGGUCACUGUGUCCUGACAUGCACCCUUUUUUUCUACACUAUUUUUCCUAGCGUUUUUUUUAGUCCUGAAAGCAUAGUGGGAAAUCUCUAGUGUGCUCCCGAGAGCCCAUAAUGCACCGCAAAAAAAAAAAGUCCAAUGAUGUACAGAAUACCCAUAAUGCACUUUGCAGUUUGUAGGCCAUAGGGAGAUGAACGCUAUUUUGAAAACACAGCCGGUGUGUCUGUUUAGUGUAACCCUGAAAAGUCAGGUUUUCAUCCUUCAUGUCUCAGUGAGGAUCCACUUUUUGAAGGAUAAAUCGUGGGGCAUCUCGUCGUCCGUGUCUAUUCAGACGUCUAUGACUUUGUGCGAUUUUCUUUCCCUCAUUAUACAGCAGUGCCUCGCUGUCUUUUGUGUAAUAAAGCUGCAUUUUUGUCUUUUAAGCAACACCGUGUCUGUACGUGUAGUAUCAUGGUAGAGGGAAACACGAACGGUGGUCGUCUAAUUUGUUAUCCGUGACAUUCCUGUCAUGUUUGGCACUGUGUUCUUCAGCUGCCUCAACAAGCACCCCCUUUUUAAUUAAUAUUCAUAUCAGUCUUCGGAGUGAACUGUUAUGACGCAUACAGAAAAAGAUUUAAAAUUUUUUCAACAAAAAUUCAGUAUGCAUUCUUUUUCUUUAACAUGCAGGCAUGUUUAAUUUCUUUUUCUUAUUCUUUUGUGAAUUUGGAAAUCCUGUGUUUUAUUUUCAACCAAACUCUCGCAUCUGUCUGUUUUUAGUUCUUAAUUUUUUAUUAAUUUUUUUGCGCCUUUUUUUUUUCGUGUUUAAUUUUACUGUAAAAUGCAGUAAAAAGAAACUGUUAUUUUAUCAAUUUUAAUUAUCAAUUUGAUCUGAACAUAUAACAUUCAUGCCAAUUGAUGUUUCCCUGCUUAAACCUGCUGCCUACAAGAUUCGCUUCUCCAUACAGGUGUGUUUUUUUUUUAAAUAAACGUACAAAUGCGAGGUUUUGGAGA
Silurus meridionalis is the source of this 6760-nucleotide messenger RNA. It is a transcript of the gene bcr, whose product is annotated as BCR activator of RhoGEF and GTPase. Lineage: Eukaryota; Metazoa; Chordata; Actinopteri; Siluriformes; Siluridae. Gene Ontology annotation, molecular function: GTPase activator activity; protein serine/threonine kinase activity; guanyl-nucleotide exchange factor activity. The transcript has 23 exons. Gene Ontology annotation, biological process: positive regulation of GTPase activity; protein phosphorylation; intracellular signal transduction. Bases 714 to 4730 code for a protein of 1338 amino acids. Gene Ontology annotation, cellular component: membrane. The record is from RefSeq and is a predicted model, not a curated record.